Molecule: messenger RNA, 6738 nt
Organism: Geosmithia morbida
Lineage: Eukaryota; Fungi; Ascomycota; Sordariomycetes; Hypocreales; Bionectriaceae
Product: E3 ubiquitin-protein ligase UBR1
Exons: 2
Coding region: 1-6738 (2245 amino acids)
Biological process (GO): ubiquitin-dependent protein catabolic process via the N-end rule pathway; protein ubiquitination
Cellular component (GO): cytoplasm; ubiquitin ligase complex
Molecular function (GO): ubiquitin protein ligase activity; zinc ion binding
Source: RefSeq, a predicted model, not a curated record
AUGGAGCAGCCCAUGUCAUCCCAAGAGCAGCAGCUCUGCCAGUUACUGGCCGACCUGCCUGCUCAGAACAACUACCGCUACACCGACCGCACCGCCCGCACGCUCAUCGAAAGUUUGUUCUGGUUUCUGGCCGGCGGCAAGUCCGAGUACAUGCAGCUCCUGUUCCCGAGCGGGAGGAUCCCCGAGAGCGGCAAGCUCAGCGACGCACAGGGCGCUGUCGAGGGCGCCGAGUACACCGAGACCGCCCGCGGCAAGCGAUGCGGCCACAUCUUCAAGGCCGGCGAGGCCUCGUACGCCUGCCGCACCUGCGGCACCGAUGAGACCUGCUGUCUCUGUGCGCGGUGCUUCGACUCGACCGAUCACACCGGACACAUGGUCCGCAUGCACAUCUCCGUGGGCAACAGCGGCUGCUGCGACUGCGGCGACGACGAGGCCUGGCGCACCCCGCUCUUCUGCACCAUCCACUCCGAUGCCGAGGCUGGUGUCGACAAGGGCAAGGGUAAGGCCGCCGCUGCCCUGCCAGAUGACCUCGUCACCGCUCUACGCAUGACCAUUGCCCGCGUCUUCGACUACAUGUGCGACGUCAUAUCCUGCUCCCCCGAGCAGCUCCGCGAGGCCAAGACGGUCGAGUCCGUCCUCAAGGACGAGGAGACGUCUAGGCUCUCGUCCAGGUACCUCCAUUUAUCCAGGGAGCCUUGCGAGGAUUUCUCCCUCGUCCUGUGGAACGACGAGAAGCACACUGUUCAGGAGGUUCAGGAUCAGGUCGCUAGGGCGUGUAAAAAGCGCCAUAAAGAGGCCCUCCAGGACGCCUGGGACACGGACGCCAUCGGCCGCAGCAUCCUCAAGACUAUGACCGACGUCGAGGCCCUCCUCGGUAUGGCCAAGGUCAUGGAAGCUAUCAGAAUCACCGUCACCAUCCGCUCCGCUCGCGACACCUUCCGCGAGCAGAUGUGCGGCACCAUCGUCGAGUGGCUCGGCGACAUAGCUGGCUGUGCCGUCGGCCAGGACAGCCAUAUCCUUCGCCAGAUUGUCUGCGAGGAGCUCAUGCGGCCCUGGCGCCAGGGAAGUCAGGCCACGCACACUGCCGGCCUCAUCGAUGACGAGGACGAGGACGAUCAGGAGCUGGAGUCAAGGCUGAGGCUCAACGGCGUCAACGCCCGAUUCCUCAUGGCCCUGCGGGCUGCUGCCGACACCAGGCCCGUCGAUUUCGAAGUCGAGAUUGGUGAUGACGACAAUGAGGACGACGACGAGGUUGACGAUGACGAGGAUGACGGCAUCAUGAUCGACGACGACGGCUCCCACCUCGGAUCCAGCGUCGCUGGCGAUGAUGAGGAUGGAGACGAGGACGUCAUGAUGGUUGAUUCUCGGGACGAGGCUGGUGAUCUGAGCCUCAAUUGGAGCCAGCCCGACCAGGCCCUCGAGGAGGACGAAGCCACCAUGGCCGGCUACCCGCCUCCCCCACCUCCUCCCGCCCCUGGCCCCGGCGCCCCUGCUACUGCGGCUGCUGGUGCGGUCGAUGAUGCUACCACCCCUGCUGCCGCUGCCGCUACCGCUGCCGCUACCGCUGCCACUGCCGCUGCCGCCGCCACCACUCCCCGAGUGGCCCAGCGGGAGCGUGAUGCUACUCCGUCAGACUCGGACGCCGGCGCAGAGCCCCUGAUAGCCCCGGCCAUCUAUGCCAAGGCCAAUGUCGACAUCCCCAAGACGCCCGGAAAGACGGAGAAGCUGACGCCGAAGCCAGGAAAGCACUGGAUCGAGACGCCGGCCGGCUACACCCGACGGGACUACGAGCACCCUGCCGAGGAUGUCUUUCAGCGCGUACGCCUCGACUGGCUCCUCCUCUUCGACCCUCGGAUGUGGAAGAAGGUCCGGAUCGACCUCAGGUCCCUGUACAUCUCCACCGUGGUCCAGGUCCCCGAGUUCAAGCGCCUGCUCGCUCUGCGCUUCUCUAGCAUGUACACUGUCCUGGCCCAGAUCUAUCUGGUCGGCGAUAGGGAGCCCGAUCAUUCCAUCAUCAACCUCUCGCUGCAGAUGCUAACGACGCCGUCCAUCACGGCCGAGAUUGUCGAGCGGGGCAACUUCAUGAGCAGCCUCUUCGCCAUAGUCUACACCUUCCUCACCACCAGGCAGGUCGGCCACCCCUGGGACGUGUCGCCCGAUGCCGUCCUGGCCUUUGAGAGCGGCUCCGUUACGAACAGACGCAUGCUCCAUUUCUACCAGGACCUCAAGUAUCUCUUCGGGUCCCCCCAUGUCCAGGAGCGCAUCCGCUACGAACCGCGCUACCUGAUGCAGUUUCUGGACCUCGUCAAGCUGCACCAGGGUGUCGGCCCCAACGUGCGUGCCGUCGUCGAGCAUGUCGAGUAUGAGGCCGACGCCUGGAUCACGGCCUCGCUCGUCACGCGGCAGAUCAACAUCCAGGCCCGCAGCCUGUCCGAGGCCUUCCGAGGAUGCCCCCCCGAGGACAUGCCCUACCUGCAGCGUGCUAUCCGUUUCACGGCAAAGACCGUUAUUCUGAACUCGGUCGGGUCCGAGCGCCACCGGUUCAAGCAGGCCGAGAUCAAGGACGUGGUCAAGUUCAAGACGUUGGACGACUUUGAAUUCGACGCCAGCGACACGACGUACAAGGUUGUCAAUUUCGUCGUCCAGAAAGGCCAUGUAUCCUUCCACCAUGCCCUGCACUAUACCUUGUCGUGGUUGGUCGAGUGCGCUCGCUCGCUCCCCGCCUCGACGGUCAAGGGUCUGCUCAGCUUCACCGCACAAGAGCUGCAGGCCAAGCCCAAGCUCAUGGGCAAGCUCAGCCUGCCAAAGCAGGCCAUGUCGUCGGAGGACUACCUGAUGGCAGCGUUCGACUACCCCCUCCGCGUGUGCGCCUGGCUGGCCCAGAUCAAGGCCAAUAUGUGGGUGCGCAACGGCAUCAGUCUGCGCCACCAGGCCGGCACGUACCGCGGCGUCGGUCAGCGCGACGUCUCCCAUCACCGAGACAUCUUCCUCCUCCAGACCGCCAUGGUUGUCUGCGACCCGGCCCGCGUCCUGGCAUCGGUCAUCGACCGGUUCGGCAUGGACCUCUGGGUCAAGGGUCUGUACGAGGUCACCUCGCAGGCGCAGGACGACGCCCAGCACCUCGACGUGGUCGAGGAUAUGCUGCACCUGCUGAUCGUCCUGCUCAGCGACCGCACCAUCCUCACGGUGCCCGACAACGAGCCCGACUCACGCCUCCUUUCCAUGCGCCGCGACCUCAUCCACGUCCUGUGCUUCAAGCCCCUGUCGUUCAACGAGAUCUGCAACAAACUCCCCGAAAAGUACCAGGAGUCCGAGGACUUCCAGGAGGUCCUGGACGAGAUGGCCACCUUCAAGCCCCCCGAGGGCAUCUCCGACGUCGGCACCUUUGAGCUGCGCCAAGAGUUCAUCGAGGAGAUCGACCCCUACAUUGCCCACUACAACAAGAACCAGCGCGAGGAGUCGGAGACUGCCUACCGCAAGAAGAUGGCCAAGAAGACGGGCAAGUCUGUCGAGGAGGUUGUCUACGAACCCAAGCCCCGGCCCAUAACGUCGGGUCUGUUCGAGGACCUGAGCGCCUUCACGCGGACGGGCCCAUUUGCCCAGAUCAUCUACUACUGCCUCAUGUACCCGCUCACGGCGCACCAGCACAUCCCGAGCAUCCCGUCGACCAGGCUGGAGACGUUCCUCCAGGUCAUCCUCCACCUCAUGCUGCUGGCCAUUCACGAGGACCGGACGACGGACGAGGAAGACCAGGAUUCAUUCGUCCACAUCGCCCUCACGCGGCCGGCCCGGGUCAACGCACCCUCCGGCGAGCGCUCGGCGAGGACCAUUGUGGCGCUGCUCAACAUCAUGUCGUCGAGGGAGGAGUUCAAGUCAGCGCACCCCAAGAUCUACCUUGUCCUCAAGCGGCUCAAGCAGAAGCGCCCGGUCCUGUUUGACCAGGCGUUUGCUGGCCUCGGGAUUCCGGUGGACCGGGUCAACACGUCGUCUCCCGCCGUAAACUUGGCCGAGGAGGAGCGUGAGCGGAGGAAGAAGGCGGCGCUGAGCCGCCAGGCCAAGGUCAUGGCGCAGUUCCAGCAGCAGCAGAAGAGCUUCAUGGACAACCAGGCCGAUAUCGACUGGGUCACGGACGCGGGCGAGGACAACGACGACGACGACGAUGCCCGGGAUCAGGCGGAGGAGGAGCGCAAGCACACGUGGAAGUAUCCGACGGGGACGUGUAUCCUGUGCCAGGAGGAGGCCGACGACCGCCGGCUGUACGGCACGUUCACGCUUCUCAACGAGAGCCACAUCCUGCGGCAGACCGACUUCCAGGACCAGGACUUUGUGCGCGAGGCGUCGCAGACCCCCUGCAACCUCGACCGAUCGGCCGAGGAUCUGCGGCCGUUUGGCAUCGCCCACGAGAACAGGCAUAUGGUCGAAAAGGUCAACAAGCAGGGCGAGACCUUCCUGGCUGAGCGCCAGGUCGUCGGAAAGGGCUACCCGGCGUCUACAUCGCGGCCCGGACCGGUGGCCACAGGAUGCGGCCACAUGAUGCAUUACCGCUGCUUCGAGGUGUACUGCGAGGCUACCAACCGGCGGCACACGCACCAGAUUGCCCGGCACCAUCCGGAGGACACGCGGCGCAAUGAGUUUGUCUGCCCCCUGUGCAAGGCUCUGGGCAACGCAUUCCUGCCAAUCGUAUGGAAGGGUGUCGAGGAGUCGUACCCGGGCUGCCUCCUGCCGACGACGGGGCUCGACCAGUUCAUCGAUGAGCAGCUCGAGUCGUCGCACUGGCUGCGUGCCACGGGCAAAGGUACCGUGGUGGGCGAGCAGUCGGCAGCGGCCGACUCCCCGUGGCUGGAAAGCCUGGUGGAUGCUAUAGGUGAGGCGACGGGAGCCGUCACCGCCGCCGCCGCCGUGCCUGACACGUCCGCGGCCGCCACGCCUCAGGCGAACCCCAACGCCGCUGACGGGUCCAUGGCGGCAGAUCUCCGGGCUGCCUACAAGAGGCUACGCAACACGCUGCGGAGCAACGGUCUCAAGACGAGGCACGUGGGCGAUGCGCACAAGGCGGCCGAACUUCCCGACGAGCUCUGCUGCAGCGACACGCUCGUGCAGGUGGUGGGCUUCACGAUAUCGUCGGUGGAGAUCCAGCAGCGAGGCAUCGAGGCGCAGCCGGGGCUCACGCUCCUGGACAGGGUUCCGGAGCAGACGCUGACGCACCUCCGGAUCCUGUCGGAGACGGUGUCGUCGUACAUAUCCAUCGGGGUGGAGGCCGGCGGGGACGCGUGGGGCCGGAUGCUGACCGAGUUCCAGCGGGACAGCGAGCGGCAGCACUGCCAGCUCUUCAUCUGCCGGUACUUUGGGGUGGGGGCGUCACACGCCCGCAGGCCAAUGGACACCUACCCGCCACUGCUGAGCCUGGAUCCCUUCAUCUUCCUGGUGGAAUGCACGUACGGGCUGGUGCCGGCGCACAAGGCGGACGUGGCGCACACGCUCCGGCUGUGCUACCUGGCGGAGCUGGUCAAGGUGGUGUUCCACAUGGCGCGCAACAUGCCGCUGGAGAGCUGGGCGGGUCCGCUGAGGAACCGCAGGACGCAGGACCCGGCGAUGAACAACUUUGCCGAGUUCGCGCUUGAGGUGACGCGGUACGCCAUCGAGUUCGACGUGGCGACGCUGCCGACGCACGACGACGGCUUCGAGCCAUCCAACACGGGUUUCCAGCAGCCCGGCGUCGACACGCUAGAGGGCUGGUACACGUUUGUCAAGAAGUACGCCCUCACCUUCCUCCGCAAGAGCGUGCUCCUCCUCAACGUCAAGUUCGGCGUCGACUUUACGGGACGCCACGUGUCUACCAACCCGGACGCCGACGAGCUGGACCGUCUCACCGAAGCUCUACGCGUGCCCAGCUUUGACGAGAUGUGUGCUGCUCUGACCCCCAGCGCCCAGGCAUGCGGAUGGCCUGCUGCUCCUGCUCCUGCUCCUGCUCCUGCUGCUGCUGCUGCUGCUGCUGCUGCUGCUGCCGUCGACGCCGCCGCUCCUUCCUCCUCCUUUUCUACUUCUUCUUCGUCGUCAUCUUCGUCGACAAUAAGCACUAUCGUGGCAGGCUGGAUCAGGCACCAGAUCCUAUGGCCACGCGAGAGAUCGGGCCUAGAGGCAGACGACAUAGCUGCCGCGCCGGGGGCGGCGGCCACGGCAGACCCGGUCACGGGCUCGGGCGCGGCGAGCAGGUACGCCGUCAGGUACGCGCCCGUCAGCCACCCGGGUAUCUUCGAGCUCGUGGGUCUGCCAAAGACGUACGACACGCUCAUCGAGGAGGCUACGAGAAGGAGGUGCCCUACCACCGGGAAGGAUCUCAUGGAUCCCGUCAUAUGUCUGUUCUGCGGCGUCAUAUGCUGCAGUCAGGGGACCUGCUGCCAGAAGACGACGGCCGGGUCGGGACUCAUGGAGGGAUCGAGGAUUGGGGGGGCACAGCAGCAUAUGCAGAGAUGCCAAGGAAAUAUCGGCGUGUUUCUCAACAUCCGGAAAUGCGCAACGGUCUACCUCUUCCGACUGUCGGGAUCAUUCGCUCCGGCCCCCUACAUUGACAAGUACGGAGAGACGGACCCGCAGCUGCGCCACGGUCGGCAGCUCUUCCUCAAUCAGAAGAGAUACGACUCGAUGAUACGGAAUACGGUGCUCAACCACGGGGUGCCGAGUCUCAUCAGUCGGAGAUUGGAGGCUGAGAUCAAUAACGGUGGAUGGGAUACUCUUUGA